GAACGUUUAAGCAAGUUCCCCAAUGAUGGGCAUGUCGUUACUGUAGCUGGGAAUCUGGAAUUCCAAAGAAUAAUCCACUUGGUAAAUGUAAACGCAGAGACCAUUGUGACACUGGUUAAAAAAGCUCUGAAGGCCUGUGACCAGUUCAAUUUGGCAUCUGUUUCCUUCCCAGCCAUUGGGGCUGGUGAUGGUCUUGAUGCCCAGAUCGCCAUCAAAUCAAUGAUAAAAGGGAUUGAAGAUUACAUGACCAAUCCAGCCAUCAUGACCAUCAUCUCGAAGAUUGUCAUUAUUACCAGAGAGCGCAAUGAUUACGACGAGUACCUAAAGUUUCUUCAAAACUACCAGACUAAUUACCCUCACUUUGUGGCCUUCGGAAAAACAAUAGAGUUGAUAAAAGGAGACAUCACGGACCAGGCCGUGGACUGCGUUUUGAACCUUACAAAUCAAACAUUAAAUCAGUCUUCUGGUGUUUCUGGAGCUAUAUUGUCUGCUGCUGGUGACACGGUUAAAGAAGAAUGCAGCAGAAUCGGAGUGUUGGGUCCUGAAGAUGCUGCAAUAACCAGCGGUGGAAAUCUUAAAGCUAAGCAUAUCAUGCACAUUAUUGGACCAACGGCAGUGCCAGCCUAUGAACCUUCUAUAGACAUGAUUCUACUUCAAUGUCAUGAGAGCAAGUUCAACAGCCUUGCUCUGCCAGCCAUAGGAACAGGCAUGGCUCGUGUUGACCCUGAAGCAUCCAUUAAGGCAAUAUUGAAUAGCAUUUUGAAUUACUUACUGGAGGCAUUGGUGCCAACUCUGGAAAGAAUCAGCAUAAUUGUUAUUCAAGAAAAGAUUUACAAGACCUACCUUAAGGUUUUCCAAGCCAAAUGCACUGAGAUCCAGGCAAUGCAACGGGAGGAAAGGAUUUUAGCUGCAAUACAAGCUCAGGUCAAAAUUAAGUACCCGUUAACAUGGACGAACAUUAGUACAGCAGAACUUUCAGAAGUGACUUUGAUGGAAAAUUCAGAAGAAUACCAAAAAGUAAAAAGUGAUUUCAUUGCAACUUCCACACCAGGCUCAUUUCAAGUCCUGAAGAUACAAAGGAUUCAACACUUGAAACUGUGGCAGAGCUUCUGGAUUAACAAAAUGGCCGUGGACCGCAAAAAUCCAGGAAAGCGGAACAUACGCCAUCUUUACCAUGGCACAGCAUCUGACAACAUCAAAAACAUUAACCAAGGAGGCUUUAAUCGCAGUUAUUGUGGAGUGCACGGAACAGCCAAAGGAUACGGCACAUACUUUGCUGUGCGGUCCAAUUACUCUUGUGGCAACACCUAUUCUGCUCCUGAUGGUAACGGGCACAAGUUCGUCUACCAGGCUGCAGUGAUAACUGGAAAGUAUUGUCAAGGAGACUACAAGUUAAAAGAGCCUCCCCACCUCGAUAGUGGCCCCAGCAGUGACCGCUUUGAUUCUGUGGCAGACAAAAUCGAAGCCACAACAUAUUUUGUUGUGUUCCACGAUGACUACGCCUACCCAGAAUACCUGAUCACUUUUAAAUCCUGCUAGUGAUUCCUAGAAUAUUGCCAAAAUAACCUUCCAAAACUGUAACGGCUUGCC
Molecule: messenger RNA, 1590 nt
Organism: Nanorana parkeri
Lineage: Eukaryota; Metazoa; Chordata; Amphibia; Anura; Dicroglossidae
Product: poly [ADP-ribose] polymerase 14-like
Exons: 10
Coding region: 220-1539 (439 amino acids)
Biological process (GO): negative regulation of gene expression
Cellular component (GO): cytoplasm; nucleus
Molecular function (GO): NAD+ poly-ADP-ribosyltransferase activity; transcription corepressor activity
Source: RefSeq, a predicted model, not a curated record